Molecule: messenger RNA, 829 nt
Organism: Rosa rugosa (rugosa rose)
Lineage: Eukaryota; Viridiplantae; Streptophyta; Magnoliopsida; Rosales; Rosaceae
Product: putative B3 domain-containing protein At5g58280
Exons: 4
Coding region: 1-750 (249 amino acids)
Biological process (GO): translation
Cellular component (GO): ribosome
Molecular function (GO): DNA binding; structural constituent of ribosome
Source: RefSeq, a predicted model, not a curated record
AUGGCCAAGUUCGCCGGCAAGGACGCGUUCCAUCUACGCGUUAGGGUUCACCCUUUCCAUGUGCUCAGGAUUAACAAGAUGCUUUCCUGCGCCAGAGCCGAUAGGCUUCAGACUGAUGUUGGUAGUGAUGUUCCGAAAUAUAUUUACAACUACCUUGCAAGGCCUUUGGAGGAAUGCCGAAUGGCUUCUUAUGAAGAAAGGAGUGCCGCUUUCAAAGCUGCAGAGCGGCUUCAAGAGAGUCUGCAAUCUGAAAAUCCAUCUUUUGUCAAAUCGAUGGUUCGGUCUCAUGUCUAUAGCUGUUUUUGGUUGGGUCUUCCUUCUAAUUUCUGUGAGACUCAUCUCCCACAAUCACCGGACUCUGAACUGAUACUAGAGGAUGAAGAUGGAAAUGAAUAUGAUGCUAAAUACAUUGCCAAGAGGACUAGUCUUAGUGGUGGUUGGAGAGGUUUUGCAUUGGAACACAAGUUGGACGAUGGUGAUGCACUUGUGUUUGAAUUGGUUGAACCCACAAGGUUUAAGAUCUACAUAGUUAAGGUGACAAAUCAAGAACAUUGCAAGAAGGACAAAGUGAAGAGUGCUGGAAAGCCAUCAAAGGCAGCCAAGAAGCCUGACCAAGACACUAACAAAAAACAAAGGUCAAAGAAAGCUACCACUGCUGAAAUAAUUGACAUAAAAACACCCCCAGAGCUUCUACCAGAGAGCCCAAAAAGUGAAGCUGUACUACCAUAUAGACUCAGGAAGAGAGCAUAGGGUGAACUGUAACUAGGAAAGCUUCACAAGUUUUGGCAUCCCCUGAAAUCGAUCAGAACAUGAUCAGAAUAUGGUGAUA